Molecule: messenger RNA, 3535 nt
Organism: Macaca mulatta (Rhesus monkey)
Lineage: Eukaryota; Metazoa; Chordata; Mammalia; Primates; Cercopithecidae
Gene: HOXA7
Product: homeobox A7
Biological process (GO): regulation of transcription by RNA polymerase II; anterior/posterior pattern specification
Cellular component (GO): nucleus
Molecular function (GO): DNA-binding transcription factor activity, RNA polymerase II-specific; RNA polymerase II cis-regulatory region sequence-specific DNA binding
Source: RefSeq, a predicted model, not a curated record
CCUCCACCUUUUGUAUUCCUGGGACCCCCUGAGAGGGUGCGGUAAACGGGGGCGGCCUGGACCCUCUGAAAGUGAUGGGAAGUGCUUUGUACACAAGGAACUCAACUCUAUAAUUUACAGGAGAAUUUCCGGGGCAAUUCCAUUGUGAGGUCGGGUUUAUGGUGUGUAAUCGAGCUGAGCAGUAAAAGGUGGCUGGGUUUCCAGAGCAGCCGGGCAGUUUAUGAGGCGUUUAGGGGAAGGGUUCUCCCCACUAUCCUCCUCUGAGCGGUGGGCGGCAGGGGCUUCAGCUGGUCCAACGUGGUGCAGGGGUCGGAGGCCUGGGAAGGCAGGAAUUGGGGACCUGGAUGGGAGGGAGUGAGACCACCGUGCGCUCAGCUCCGUGUGAGCUGGUACUUGGAUAGGCGAAGCCUCCACAGCUGGGUGGCAUUUAGGGGGUCGUCCCCCUAUUUGUUUUUGGUGUCUUCAAAAGAAAUGGAAGUCCACAGGGGGUUGCAGUCCCUAGACGCCAGAGCCCACUCUCCAAAUCGGCUCUAAAGCAUGUAUUGUUCCCAGGCACCCCGGCCUAGGAGGUGGAGGCCUAAGAGUGGCUGAGGUGAAGGCUACCAGAAACCUUCCACUGUUGGGAGUGCCUGGAAGGGUGCAGGCCUGAGAUUUCUCCAAGCUGGGGGAAACAGCCCUGGCUACCCAUGCGCCAGAGGGGAACCAGAAGUUGUGACAAGGACAAAAGAAUCUUUAGCCAUUUAUCGGACUGCUGGAGCCAGCCAGGUGCCCAGGAGCGAAGGCACAGAGCCUGCAGCACUACAGCGUCCGGGAGGAGGGAGAGGAACCCCACGUUAAUAAAUCUGUUGGCAAAUGAGUCUCAUUAAUAGAUAAAUAUUUCACUGUUUCCUUUAGGGCGGAUAAACAGUGUGCCUCCGAUUAAGGAAAGGAAGCUGAGAGACGUUGACUUUAUUCGAACCACAUGGUUCCAGUUUGCGGUGGCAUUCUCGCUGCAGCUGCAAGCGACGCUGCGCUUUCCCCGUCUGGAUCCGAGUCUAAGUCCGGCGUGUCGCCCACUGGACCUGGAUGAGAGAAGACUUGGGCAGAGUCGAUCUGCUCAUAGCUGAGUCCUGCCCACAAGGCCACCGAGGGGCAGUCUGUUGCGGGGAACAGAGAUCCUUCCAGGGGCUGGGCAAGCGGACAGGAGAGGGAUGGGGAGGAUCCCAAGCUGGGUCCAGGGCUCACUAGCAGGAAUGGGGGGGUUGCGCGAGGCGGGGCCGCCCGGCGUCUGCAGACCCCAGUGCCGAGGUUGGCGGCCAGCUGGGCGCUCCCGCGGAGCCUCCGGGUCUUUUUCCGCCCGACGCGCCAGGCCCACCGGGCGCGGGCGGAUUCGUUGGCCGCAUAUUUGAGCCUCUUCCCCUUCCAUUCUAGGCGGCCGCGGGCCCAGCGGAGCGAGACCACCUGUGAGGGCUGCUGAGAUUGGCGGAGGCGGUCAUGUGGGCGGUCACGUGCUGCGUCGAGCUCCGUCCAAAAGAAAAUGGGGUUUGGUGUAAAUCUGGGGGUGUAAUGUUAUCAUAUAUCACGCUACCUCGUAAAACCGACACUGAAAGCUGCCGGACAACAAAUCACAGGUCAAAAUUAUGAGUUCUUCGUAUUAUGUGAACGCGCUUUUUAGCAAAUAUACGGCGGGGGCUUCUCUGUUCCAAAAUGCCGAGCCGACUUCUUGCUCCUUUGCGCCCAACUCACAGAGAAGCGGCUACGGGGCGGGCGCCGGCGCCUUCGCCUCGACCGUUCCGGGCUUAUACAAUGUCAACAGCCCCCUUUAUCAGAGCCCCUUUGCAUCCGGCUACGGUCUGGGCGCCGACGCCUACAGCAACCUGCCCUGCGCCUCCUACGACCAAAACAUCCCCGGGCUCUGCAGUGACCUCGCCAAAGGCGCCUGCGACAAGGCGGACGAGGGCGUGCUGCACGGCCCAGCCGAAGCCAAUUUCCGCAUCUACCCCUGGAUGCGGUCUUCAGGACCUGACAGGAAGCGGGGCCGCCAGACCUACACGCGCUACCAGACACUGGAGCUGGAGAAGGAGUUCCACUUCAACCGCUACCUGACGCGGCGCCGCCGCAUUGAAAUCGCCCACGCGCUCUGCCUCACCGAGCGCCAGAUCAAGAUCUGGUUCCAGAAUCGCCGCAUGAAGUGGAAGAAAGAGCAUAAGGACGAAGGUCCGGCUGCCGCAGCAGCUCCCGAGGGCGCCGUGCCCUCUGCCGCCGCCACCGCUGCCGCGGACAAGGCUGACGAGGAGGACGAUGAUGAAGAAGAGGAAGACGAGGAGGAAUGAGGGGCCGAGCCGGGGCCCUCGCUGCACCGGACAGUCGGAAAAGCGUCUUUAAGAGACUCACUGGUUUUAUUUACAAAAAUGGGGAAAAUAAAAGAAAAUGUAAAAAAAAAAAAAAAAACAAAGAAAAAAAAAAAAAAAAAAAAACAACGAACAAACAAAACAGUCCCCAACCUGCACUCUACCCGGCCCCCAUCACCUACUCCAGCUCCCAACUUUUGUGGACUGAGCGGCCGCAGCGACUGGGUCGCCUUGGAUUCCCUCUGCCUCCGAGGACCCCAAAAGACACCCCAACCCCAGGUCAGCCGGCCCUGCGCUGGCGCGGCCAAAAUACUACCUAGCACAGGCCUCUGCUCGAGGCACCCCCAAACUACCUAUGUAUCCAGCCCAGAGGGCCUCCAUUCCCAGGAAGCCCCUAUGUAUCCCAGCACUGGCAGACACCCAGCACCACCCUCCCAGAUCCGCAAGAACGUGAAUCUCACUACUACCUACUCCCCUAAAACUACCUAUUUUGUGCUGGCUGGCUUGCCUGCUACCUAGUGCCGACUGCUCCCAGACAAGGCCCCUGCUGCUUACAGCCCGCAGGUUUUGGGGUCCCUGAGGCUGCCCUGAGAAUGUGCUGAGGUCCAGGAUCAGGGUAUUGGCAUCUAUUUAAAUUGAAAAAUAAUAUAUUUAUUCCAAAAAGCAUUCUAAGUGCUGUACCCUAGAAUCAAUCCCUCCUUCUCUGGCUUGGCACCCAAAGUUCAGGCCCAUCAACCCCCACUUCUGGAGGGGAAUGUUCCUGAGCUGGCUGCAGAUCUCUGGGUUACCUUCUGCUUAGUAGGACUGUGGAGAUGCUCCCAGCUUCGCUGUCCUUUCCUCUGGCUCCUGUAUCUUACUGUUCAGCUGUGUUAAAUAUGUACACCCUGACGUUUCCUAUAAUAGCAGAUACUGUAUAUUUGAACAAGAUUUUUUUGUUUGAUCGUUUCUAUAGUCUUGGAGUUCAUUUGUAAGGCAGUGUCUUGACUUGGAAAGGAUGUGUUAAUGGGGUGACUUUGUAGCAUGGUAUGUUGUCUUGAGCUAACUGUAGUGGGUGGGGAGGUCCAAUGCCCUCCACAAUGCCCUUCAUCUCCUGUGUUGUCCUGUAUCCCCCUCAGCUCCAUCCUGGGGUUCAGGGAAGGCACACUUCCCAGCCCAGCUGUGUUUUAUGUAACUGAAAAAUAAAGAUGCUUGGUGACAAAGAAAAA